AUGUCGACUUCAGCCCGCCGCCGUUUGAUGCGCGACUUUAAGGUGCGAGCACNGCAUGCAAACCGACCCUCCCGCUGGUGUCUCGGCCUCGCCCAUAGCCGACAAUGUCAUGACAUGGNNAACGCAGUCAUCAUCGGACCCUCAGACACACCCUUCGAAGACGGCACAUUCAGACUGGUCAUGCACUUCGAGGAGCAGUACCCCAACAAGCCUCCGGGCGUCAAGUUCAUCAGCACCAUGUUCCAUCCCAACGUCUACGCCACAGGCGAACUGUGUUUAGACAUCCUGCAGAACCGCUGGAGCCCUACAUACGAUGUCGCCGCCAUCCUGACCAGCAUUCAAAGGUGUGUGACUAAGGUCGACACUCUCCAAGGCCAGGCUAACAUGACGGGACNNAGUCUUCUCAACGACCCCAACACUAGCUCGCCCGCCAACGUCGAGGCAUCAAAUCUGUACAAGGACAGCCGCAAGGAGUACUACAAGCGCGUGCGCGAGACGGUCGAGAAGAGUUGGGAAGACUGA
Aureobasidium vineae is the source of this 522-nucleotide messenger RNA. The record is from the annotation of a GenBank genome assembly. NCBI's taxonomy places the organism in Eukaryota, Fungi, Ascomycota, Dothideomycetes, Dothideales, Saccotheciaceae.